Molecule: messenger RNA, 3078 nt
Organism: Achroia grisella
Lineage: Eukaryota; Metazoa; Arthropoda; Insecta; Lepidoptera; Pyralidae
Gene: Cka
Product: striatin
Exons: 9
Coding region: 222-2288 (688 amino acids)
Molecular function (GO): protein binding
Source: RefSeq, a predicted model, not a curated record
AGCAAUGUAUCGGACGGACGUCGUUUUCGACUUUUUUAUUCCGUCAUGCAAUAAUUUUUGUCAUUCAUGAUUUCGUCGAUAAAAAAUAUUUUAUAUGCUCUCACCUAUGUGAACAUUAGUUGAAAUAUAUAUAAUAAUGUGUUAGUAUUUGAUUUCGCGUAGUUCGUAUUCGUAGUUAUAUAUGAUAGGUGUGUGACAAGUUCGGUAAUGGUGGCCAUGUCAUGAAAAUCCCAACAGCCAUGGAUGAUAGCUCCGUGUCUCAUCACAACGGAGGGCAAGUGGGAUCUCAAAUUGGAGUCAGUGUAAAUAACAAACAGAAUGACGAACCUAGCCAAAGUGUCCAGUAUUCGAUACCGGGCAUCUUGCAUUUUAUUCAACACGAAUGGGCGAGAUUUGAGCUCGAGAGAUCACAAUGGGAGGUGGACAGAGCUGAGUUUGAGGCACGGAUCGCCUUCCUCCAAGGAGAGAGGAAGGGCCAGGAGAAUCUAAAAAAUGACCUCGUAAGGCGGAUCAAGAUGCUUGAAUAUGCAUUAAAACAGGAAAGAGCUAAGCUCCAUAAACUUAAAUAUGGAGUAGAGCUUCAACAAGGUGAUAUGCGUCCACCACCUGAAGAACUUCCAGCAGAACCUGAGCCAGCAGAGAGGGCACAGUGGAAGCAGGGACAACAACUAAUUAAACAGUACUUGCAGGAAAUAGGUUAUACAGAUACAAUUCUGGAUGUGCGCUCGAAUAGAGUGCGAACCUUACUGGGGCUGAAUAAUGAAGAGCAAGCAGAGGAUCCCAAUUACAGAAAUUAUGAUAAACAACAGCGUGAUAGAUAUGAGAUUUGCAGUAGUCAUGCCAUGAACUCUAUGGGUCGAAAAUAUGACUAUGGUGGUAAAGAACCACGCAAGAGUGGUGUGAAUACUGGCGGUGGAUACAAUGAAGAAGGGUUAUCAGUGCAGGAAACAGCUGCUGUCUUUGCUAACUUUGAAUUUCUGGCUAGUCAGGAAAUGGAUAUGGAUGAGAUUGAUGAUCUGGAUGCCAAGCAACCACAUCAUGCAACAGGCAAACAAGGUGAAGAGGUUGACCAUGAAGCUGAAGAGGUUCUGAAUGAACUAAACCUACUGACAGAAAGUGAAGCUGAUGGCGGUGGACAAGGUGAUGAAUAUCCAGUUGGUAAAUUUGCAGGUGGCGCGGGGGUGGUGGGGGGAGUAGUGUCGGCCGCAGGGGGCGCGGGCGAGGCGGACGAAGAGCCCCUGGCGUUGGGCGAGCUCGCUCAGCUCACCGUCAGCAACGAACCAGAGGCUUACGACGUCGCCAGCGCCAACAAGGAGUCUUUCCGUAAAACAUGGAACGCAAAAUAUACGUUGCGUUCUCACUUCGACGGGGUGCGUGCGCUCGCGUUCCACCCGACGGAGGCGGCGCUGGUGACGGCGUCGGAGGACCACACGCUCAAGCUGUGGAACCUGCAGCGCACGGUGCCCGCCAAGAAGUCGGCCGGCCUCGACGUGGAGCCGCUGUACACGUUCCGCGCGCACUCCGCGCCCGUGCUCUGCCUCGCCAUGGGCGCGCCGCGCUCCGAGGAAUGUUUCUCAGGCGGGCUCGACGGCACCAUCCGCGUGUGGAACCUGCCGCCGCCCACCGCCGAUCCGUACGAUCCCUACGAUCCCGCCGUUCAGGGCCCGGUGCUGCGCGAGCACAGUGACGCGGUGUGGUCGGUGGCGGCGUCGCACGGGCGGCUGCUGUCCGCGUCGGCGGACGGCACGGCGCGGCUGUGGGCGCCGCGCGCGGCGCGCCCGCUGCUGGCCACGCUGCGCGACGACGCCGUCGCCGCCGCGCCCGCCGCCGCCGACUUCGCGGACGCGGGCGCUCGUGCGGCUGUCGUCUACCGCGACGGCACGCUGCUGCUCUACGACCUCGAGACCUCACAGACGGUGAUGCGCGUGUCGUGCGACAGCCCGAUGACGCGCGUGCGGUCGCACCCGACGCUGCCGCUGCUGGUGACGGCGCACGAGGACCGGCACAUCCGGUUCUGGGACGGCGUGUCGGGGCGCUGCGCGCACGCGAUGGUGGCGCACCUGGACGCCGUCACGGGGCUGGCGCUCGACCCCAACGGCCUGUUCCUGCUGUCCGGCUCGCACGACUGCUCCGUGCGCCUCUGGAACCUCGACACCAAGACCUGCGUGCAGGAGAUCACGGCGCACCGCAAGAAGUUCGACGAGAGCAUCCUCGACGUAGCCUUCCACCCGCUGCGGCCGUACAUCGCCAGCGCCGGCGCCGACGGUCUCGCCAAGGUCUUCGUCUGAGCGCACUCCGACUAUAUAUAGUAUAUAUAUAUAAUAAAUACAUGUAAUUUUACUUUCGAUACGAACUCUAUGUUACGCAGUAGCGAGUCGCGUCAUCGCUCGUAGACGGGCGACCGGUACUCUCGGAUUAUGUGUCUAGUCCCUUCGGUACGGUUAUGAAUAGCGACGUAUCCGCGAUUCGACGACUGCCGUGUGUACGGACGGAGCCGCCGGUUCGUUUUAUCGUAUUUAAAUAUUGUAACGUAAUGGACGCGCGCUCGAUGCUCGUUAUAAGCGCGUAGUGAACACUCAUCUAUGUAUAGACAUUUGAAAUCUAUUAUAAUAUAUUUUUAGACUUUCAUUAUGUGGACUUUAGGUUUUUAUCACGACUUUUUCACCGAUUUCACGAUACGCAGUGAGAAUAUUGUUCGUUUAAUAUUGCAUCUGUAAGCCAUGCCUUGUAAUAAAUAACUUGUGGAUACAGACUAUGUUUCCUUUAUGCGUUUUUAUGUUUUACAUGUCUGUACAGUUAGAUGUUAUGCAGUAUUUGCUAAUCUCACAGAGAUCGAAUAGUGUUUCUUUUUAGCUAGUAUGAUUUAUUUAAAUCGAUUGGAUUUCUAUAGCCAUAUUUUACUUUGUUUUGUGACAUGUACGAAUAUGCUCUCGUUAAUAAAUAAUUUGUGCAGAUGUUCAGAUGAUGAGCGAUCGAACAAAAAAUAUAUGAUUGAGUAGAAGUACUAUAUCGAAAAUAACAUAAGUAAUGUUUGUUCAUAUGAGUACUGCGAUGUAGAAUAUAUAUUAUAAAACAUUA